Molecule: messenger RNA, 909 nt
Organism: Penicillium brevicompactum
Lineage: Eukaryota; Fungi; Ascomycota; Eurotiomycetes; Eurotiales; Aspergillaceae
Exons: 2
Coding region: 1-909 (302 amino acids)
Molecular function (GO): protein dimerization activity
Source: RefSeq, a predicted model, not a curated record
AUGUGCAUCAUGGCUUGCAACCGAUCCAAUGAGAUCCCGAAUCUCUCGAUGGAUGAAGAAACCUACCUCAACCAACAGCUGAGUCCACAGUCUCGGCCUGCCGACUUCUUUAACAGAGCAUCCGACCCCUCCGACCCCUUGGCUGCCAACUGGAGCUAUGAUAGCGCCAUCGAUAUGUUUGCUCUCAACCCCACCGACAUGGAGCCGGUGUCAUUCGAUUUUACCGACAACCUCGCCAACCUGGAGCCCAAGGACCUCUUCGCCGACCCAUUCACUGGUUCGUCCGGCAUCAGUGGCUUCUCCAUGCCCAUGGCAGAGGAUGCUGCCUCACUCUCAUCGGAGCUCGACAGUGACGAUCAGUCAUGGCAGUCUGCUGCCGCUCGUCAAUCCAUCGACUCAAACGCCUUUGAGAUCCAAGCAAACGAGCCAGCCAACAUGACCCACAGCCGACCAGAGAUCAAGACUCGAUCGUCAACAAGAUGGUCAUCAAGCCCCGACUUCAAGCAAGAAGAGGUUUCCACGCCGCAGCCUACCAAAUCCGCUUCCACCUCCACAUCCCGCAAGACCCGCAGUUUCUCCCAAGACUCCAACCGCUCGUCCGGUAGCCAAGACCCGCAAAUGCGGAAUGCUGCCAAGCGUGCCGCCCACAACAUCAUCGAGAAACGUUACCGCACCAACAUGAACGCCAAAUUUGUCUCACUGGAGCAGGCUAUCUCCCCAUCGCGUGUUCAAAAACACACCAAGGUUGGCGCAGGAUCCCUCAAGAAAUCAGAGAUCCUCACCAACGCCCUCUCAUACAUCGAUGGUAUCCAACAAGAGAACCAAGCUCUCCAGAAGGAGUUAGCGAUGCUGAAGCAGAAUAUGGUACCGGGUGGUAUGUGGCGACCGAACAAGCACCCCAGAAUCUGA